UAUUUAUAUAGAGCAACAAGGAUGAAAUAAAUAAAAAAUGGAAAUGGAAAACAAGAACCAGAAGCGGUUUGUGCUUGUCCAUGGGCUCUGCCACGGCGCAUGGAGCUGGUACAAGGUGAAACCGAUUCUCGAGGCUGCAAGUCACACUGUGACCGCAGUAAAUCUAGUUGCGUCAGGUAUAAACACGACCAGAUUAGAAGAGAUUCAAACACUAGAGGAUUACUGCAAACCAUUGCUUGAUGUUCUGAGCUCGGCUGAUGAAGAGAAGGUGGUUCUUGUUGCUCAUAGCAUGGGAGGAAUAUCCGCAGCGUUUGCAGCUGACAUUUUCCCUCAUAAGAUCUCUGCUAUUGUCUUUGUGACAUCCUUCAUGCCUGACACAACAAACCCACCUGCUUAUGUUUUCAAAAAUAUGAUGGCAAGCAUUUCAGAGCAAGAUUGGUUGGAUACCGUGUUGGGGAGCUAUGGGAGAACUGAUCAUCCGUUACAGUUUGCUCUCUUUGGACCAAAGUUCUUGGCCAAGCAUUUGUAUCAACUUUCUCCAGUCCAAGAUUUUGAAUUGGCGAAAAUGCUGCUGAGGGUAAACCCAUCAGUUACGGACAAUCUGGCAGGGACAAAAAGCUUCACUGAGGAAGGGUACGGAUCGGUUACACGUAUCUACAUCAUAUGUGGAGAGGAUAAUGUGGUACGUGAUGAUUACCAACGUUGGAUGAUCAACAACUUUCCGGUAAAAGAAGUGAUGGAGAUCAAAGAUGCUGAUCAUAUGCCAAUGUUCUCCAAGCCUCAGGAACUCUGUGCUCUUCUCUUGGAGAUUGCAGAUAAAUAUGCAUAAGAGAAACUUGAAAGUUAGUAUAACCAAAUAUGUUUCUACCAUCUCAAUAACCAAAUAUGUUGUUUAUACGAAUAAGAUUUUUUAUAUUUUUCCUAAGAUAUAAUUUGUGGUCUAAGAUUAUAUCCAA
This is a messenger RNA of Brassica oleracea var. oleracea, 956 nucleotides long. RefSeq names its product methylesterase 7-like. Gene Ontology annotation, biological process: salicylic acid metabolic process; jasmonic acid metabolic process. NCBI's taxonomy places the organism in Eukaryota, Viridiplantae, Streptophyta, Magnoliopsida, Brassicales, Brassicaceae. The transcript is spliced from 3 exons. The record is from RefSeq and is a predicted model, not a curated record. Bases 38 to 829 code for a protein of 263 amino acids. Gene Ontology annotation, molecular function: methyl salicylate esterase activity; methyl jasmonate esterase activity; methyl indole-3-acetate esterase activity.